Messenger RNA from Glossina fuscipes, 1371 nucleotides. RefSeq names its product odorant receptor 43a (gene Or43a). The coding region runs from base 1 to 1215 and encodes 404 amino acids. The record is from RefSeq and is a predicted model, not a curated record. Lineage: Eukaryota; Metazoa; Arthropoda; Insecta; Diptera; Glossinidae. Gene Ontology annotation, cellular component: plasma membrane. Gene Ontology annotation, molecular function: odorant binding; olfactory receptor activity. Gene Ontology annotation, biological process: detection of chemical stimulus involved in sensory perception of smell; sensory perception of smell. The transcript is spliced from 9 exons.
AUGUUAAUAGUAGGAACUGGUAUCGCAACUAGGGAAUUUAAUUUCUUUUCAUUGCUGAAAUCGUCAUUGGGGUUAAACAGUGUUGUAAACAAUCCAAUGCUGGAGAUAAAUGUAAAAGUGUGGAAAUAUUUGUCGGUUAUAUUUCCGGAUCGUGAACAUGCUUGGCGUGUAUACGUGUUUGUGUUGCCGGUCUGUGUAAUGAAUAUCAUGCAGUUUGUGUAUUUGCUUCGGAUGUGGGGCGAUUUGGCUCCGUUUAUACUCAAUACAUUUUUUGCAGCAGCAAUAUUUGAUGCUUUGUUGCGUACGUGCCUCGUUAUUAUCAAUCGCGAUAAGUUCGAGGCAUUCCUUUUAGAAUUGACGGAAAUGUAUCGUGAUAUAGAAAUAAGUGAAAGCAAAGAUGAUACUUACGGCAGAGACUUGUUAAGAGCAGCCACCACCACUGUACGCAAAAUAUCAAUUUUCAAUUUAACCGCUUCAUUUUUCGAUAUAAUUGGUGCAUUGAUCUAUCCGUUACUGUGCGAGGGUAGAGUUCAUCCCUUUGGCGUGGCGAUACCUGGUGUGGAUAUGACCGCUUCCCCAAUCUAUGAAAUUUUUUACAUUUUCCAAUUUCCGACUCCUAUCAUUUUGACAACGAUGUAUAUGCCGUUUGUUAGUCUGUUUGCAUCGUUCGCAAUAUUUGCUAAAACAGCUCUAAAGGUUUUACAGCAUCGAAUGAAUAGCAUGUUUUUGUAUAAUUAUCAAACGGAAGAGCAUCAGUUCGCAGCUUUAACCGCAUGCAUAACCUAUUAUUCGCGUAUAGCAAGAUACGUGAAGAAUUUCAACAUUUUGGUUACAUACAUUGUUUGCGUAGAGUUUCUUUUAUUCGGGGCGAUUAUAUGUUCGUUGCUAUUUUGCAUGAAUAUUAUUGAUUCAUCCACACAAAUUAUUUCGAUUGUGAUGUACAUUUUGACAAUGUUGUACGUUCUGUUUACCUACUAUUGGCAUGCGAACGAAGUGAUUAUGGAGAGUGUCCAAGUGUCUGAGACAGCUUAUGCGUUACCCUGGUAUAAUUGUAGUAAACGUUUUCGUAAAACAAUUUUAUUAUUUAUCAUGCAAUCACAACAACCUUUGCAGAUAAUGGUGGGUAACGUUUAUCCCAUGACUUUGACUACAUUUCAAUCAUUGCUUAAUACAUCCUACACUUAUUUCACUAUGCUACGCGGACUUUAUGGUUAAAUGCAUUAAACUCGUAGCUCUAAGGUGGAAAGUUUUUAAUCAUACGUUUCUUCGCCUGCACUUGAUGCUUUUCUUUUAAUUUUAUGCUACGAUUUACUACGAAAGCUGUUUAUGAAGAGAAAGAACAUUUAGAAUGUUUUGAAGCAAGUAACAAAA